UCGUAUCCUCCAUCGAGAGAGAGAGAGAGAGAGAGAGAUCUCAAACAUCCCCAAAAAUCCAACUUUUUUUCGAUCGAGUUUUCGAUUCCCAAACCCUAGGGUUUCUUUGGAUCUUGGCUUAUCGAUGAAUUCCUCGCACUUUAUGGACAAGCAGAUCAUGGGGCUUUCGGGAUCGCAGAGCGGCGGGGAGCUCCUCGAUCUGAUGAGCUCGCCGGAGGACAAUCAGAUCGAUGGAGGCGGUGUUAUGAAAAAGGAGGAAAUCGUCCCCAGCUAUGACUUCCAGCCCAUCCGCACAGUCGGAUCCUCGCCGCCUUUGAACAGCAGUGGUGGUACUGACCGGGGGCGGCCGUCUUGGGGCUCUGCUGAUUCCAAGUUGGCCUCCGCGAGUCUCAAAUAUUCUGCUGUUUUAGAGCCUCAUGAAUUAUCUAAAGUUAGUCAUGAAAAAGAGAAGGGCAGUUAUGACGUGGACAUAGUAGCAGAAAUUGAUCGUACAGUCAAGAAGUAUGCUGAUAAUCUGCUUCAUGCUUUGGAAGCUCUAAGUUCAAGAGUGUCACAGCUUGAGAGUAGAACUCGUAACCUUGAGUGUUCUGUUGAUGAACUGAAGGAAUCAAUUGGGAAUAGUAAUGGAAGCACUGAUGGAAAGCUAAGACAACUGGAGAAUAUUCUGAGAGAGGUACAAAACAGUGUGCAGGUUCUGCGUGACAAACAGGAGAUUGCAGAAGCUCAGCUGCAUCUAGCAAAACUGCAAGCCUCCAAGGGAGAAAGUGCUGAACCUCGAAAAUCUGGACAUGUGGAGUCUCAGCAACAACAACCAGCUCUGCCACAGCAACCCGUACAACAACCACAACAACCUCCAGUUGUUGCUCCACCACCUCCACUUCCUGCACCACCUCCGCUUCCUGCUCCAGUUGCUCCUAAUGCCCCUCCACCACCCCCUCAACAACAAUUCCCACCUAGUGGACAAUAUGUUUCUCAGUUACCUCCGUCCCAGGUACCCCUUCCAUCCUUGCCACAGGACCCCUAUUACCCGUCACCAGCACAACAAACAGAGACAACACCCCAACACUAUCAAGUUUCAUCUCACCAGCCCCAGCAGGUGCCACCACAGCAAUACCAAUCACCACCUCAGCUUUCACAAUAUUCUCAGGGAGCCCAACCAUCACAACCUGUUAACCCUUCAUUGCAACUACAACCUCCAUUGCCUCAUCAACCUGGAGAUUCUGCUCCAUAUAUGCCACCACCCUCACAAGCCUACCCCGCAAGUAUCCGCCAACCUCCUCCAUCCCUACCACAAAGCGGCCCACCUCCUUCCCAACAAUUCUAUGGACCUAACCCUUCUAUGUUUGAACCACCUGUGAGUCGCCCAAGCUCUGGACAGUUACCUUUCCCUUCUGGCUAUGGUUCCUCUAUGGGAUCUGGCUUCUCUGAUUCAUACCCUUAUAGUGGUUCCCCUUCACACUACAGUUCGGCAAUGAAACCUUCUCCAUUCUCAUCCUCUGCCCCUUCAUCUGGUGGGAGCAACUAUUCACGCCUGCCAACGGCCCAGCUAUUACCUCAAGCACAGCCAGCUGGGUCUAGUAGUUCUGGAGGCUCCACAGGGAAUAGAGUGCCGCUUGAUGAUGUUGUGGACAAGGUUUCAAGCAUGGGCUUCUCAAGAGAUCUGGUGCGUGCAACAGUGCGGAAACUGACUGAGAACGGUCAGUCAGUCGAUCUGAAUGUGGUUCUGGAUAAACUUAUGAAUGAUGGAGAGAUUCAACCUCAAAAAGGAUGGUUUGGGCGGUAAUACUGUUUGCUAGCCUCAUCGGAUAUGUGUAUAAUGACAAUCAUCUUUCAUCUUUCAUUUGUAAUUUGUUGAGACUUGAUUUCUUUCCAUGUGCAUGCUUAAUCUCUUUAUGUGGUGAUGAGUUGGACUAAGUAUCUACUGUUUCAUAUUCAAUUGGAUACACAGGAGCCUUGUGUUUCUCUUGCUCUGA
Messenger RNA from Dioscorea cayenensis subsp. rotundata (Guinea yam), 1973 nucleotides. Its product is annotated as mediator of RNA polymerase II transcription subunit 15. Bases 125 to 1783 code for a protein of 552 amino acids. Lineage: Eukaryota; Viridiplantae; Streptophyta; Magnoliopsida; Dioscoreales; Dioscoreaceae. The transcript has 3 exons. The record is from RefSeq and is a predicted model, not a curated record.